Messenger RNA from Seriola aureovittata, 2549 nucleotides. RefSeq names its product FAM20B glycosaminoglycan xylosylkinase (gene fam20b). The record is from RefSeq and is a predicted model, not a curated record. The coding region runs from base 357 to 1586 and encodes 409 amino acids. Gene Ontology annotation, molecular function: phosphotransferase activity, alcohol group as acceptor. Gene Ontology annotation, cellular component: Golgi apparatus. The transcript has 9 exons. NCBI's taxonomy places the organism in Eukaryota, Metazoa, Chordata, Actinopteri, Carangiformes, Carangidae. Gene Ontology annotation, biological process: protein phosphorylation.
GCAGGCCAGAGAGGGAAUCGAAGGAAAAGGGCGGAGGAAAGGGAGCUACCGAGGGGAUUGAGAAAAUGACAAACCACUGUGACUUUUAGCAGGGGGAUAAAUUAUUAUAUUUAAUUUUCAUUUCGCAGGACUUUACAGACACUUGAAGCUACUUUGUCUCCGGUGAAAGGCAUAUGGCCACAAGGUGACUGCCUGUUUGCUCAGAUAGUAGCUCCAUCACCACAGUCUGUCAAGGCCAAGCAGGUGGGUGGGUGACGGGCAGUUACAGGGGCCAUGCAUCAGGGGUGAGGGGGAUUCGUAGCGGGGGAAACAAACAGCGUCGUGUGAGGAGGGGUUCAGGGCCGGUCGGUGUGGAGAUGAAGCUCAAACAGCGCAUGGUGGUGCUGUGUGCCGUGCUCCUCCUGCUGGGCCUGGCCAAAAUCUUCCUUUUGGAUGGAGGUGAAGGAUCUGCCGCCAGCCGACGGGACCUCAGAGCGUUCCGCAAGAUGGAAUCUGGCCUUUCUCUGUCCCGCGGAGCUCGCCUCACCCACACCCUCCAGUCUCCAUGGGAGAUUGCGAGCCAGUGGGUGGGCCCGAGAGAGGUGUACCCUGAGGAGACCCCAGAGCUGGCUGCUGUGCUCACUGCCCUCAGCACUUCCAGGAUAGAGCGGGCAGAUGUGGGUUAUAAGGGCACUCAGCUCAAAGCCCUUUUGGUGCUGGAUGGGGGACAGAAAGUGGUGUUCAAACCCAAAAGAUAUAACAGAGACUAUGUUGUUGAAGGCGAGCCAUACGCUGGCUAUGACAGACACAACGCGGAGGUGGCGGCUUUUCACUUGGAUAGGAUACUGGGUUUCAGGAGAGCGCCUCUUGUGGUGGGGCGAUACGUCAACCUGCGAACAGAGAUUAAACCCGUGGCCACAGACCAGCUGCUGAGCACCUUCCUCAUGCAGGGUAAUAAUACAUGUUUCUAUGGGAAGUGUUAUUACUGUCGGGAGAGUGAGCCAGCAUGUGCAGAGGGAGAGAUAAUGGAGGGAUCAUUAACCCUUUGGCUGCCAGACGUCUGGCCGUUGCAGAAACACAGACAUCCCUGGGGACGCACGUACAGAGAGGGGAAACUGGCCAGGUGGGAGUAUGAUGAGAGUUACUGCGAGGCAGUGAAGAAAAUGCCUCCAUAUGAUGCAGGGCCAAGGCUGCUAGAUGUCAUAGAUACGGCCAUAUUUGAUUAUCUCAUUGGAAAUGCUGAUCGACAUCACUAUGAGAGCUUCCAGGAUGACGGCGGUGCCAGCAUGCUCAUCCUACUCGACAACGCAAAGAGCUUUGGGAACGCAGCUCUGGAUGAACGAAGCAUCCUCGCACCACUCUACCAGUGCUGCAUGGUUCGUGUGUCCACAUGGAACAGGUUAAACCUGCUGAGAAGUGGAGCUCUGAGUUCAGCAAUGCGGCAGGCUCUGGCAUUCGACCCUAUCCACCCGGUCCUGGCUGACCCACACCUUGCAGCCCUGGACAGGCGUCUGUCCGGAGUCAUAGCAACUGUUAAGCAGUGCAUGGAAGCACAGGGCCCGGACAACACUCUAAUAGAGGACCGAAUGAACCUGCCGCAUCCCUAGAAACAAGGGAGAGGAGAAAAUGGCAAAAAACAGGAACAACCAGGACUUCACUUCCUGAGCCUGGAGAAGAGGAGAGGGACAUGGAAGGUGACUGAGCAAAUGGAUCAGCCCCGGUGUUAAAGAAUAAGAGCUGCAGAGUGAGUAAAUGGAUCAGCAGGGUGGAACAAAGACUGUGCAUUUCUUCUGCCCUUGUUCCUUCCUUGUUUGUAACUCUGACAAGACUGGUUCUCAAAAAAGAAUCAAUGAAUUCAAAGUGUUGGAACUGUGUCACUUUUCAGCUAUAAAAACAUACUCUCAGGACUGUUGUGCACUAGAGAACAGUAUCUGCUGUAAGAACCCCCCUCGUCUACUACUACUGGUUGUGACCACACUCCUGCCAUGUGCCAGAUUCAGAUUUCUUAGGAUUCAGCUAAGAGGAAGAGAUGGAGCUUGGAGAGAUGCAGACACUCAAAAGAGCAGGAGGGAAGAUAAAAAAAUGAGCCACCAACAUCUGGAUGGAAGACACUGUACAGCUGUUUCAGGCUGUUUGGAGCUUACAGUCCAAGAAACUGAAAAUACGUUAUAGAACUGAAAAUGCCUCUUUUUUUUUUUCUCCUUGAGCUGAAAUUUAACUUUGACUGGAAAAAGAAGAAAAUCAACUCAGCCCUACCCCAUCAGUGUGUACAUAUUUAACUAAGUAGUGACAUAGAAUUAUGAGAAAAAAGAAUAUAAAUUUGUGGAUAAUAAUAUUAAAUAAGCUUGUGUGUGUGUGUGUGUGUGUGUGUGUGUGUGUGUGUGUGUGUGUGUAUGAGUGUAUGAGAGUGUGUGUAUGAGAGUGUGUGUAUGAGAGAGUGCGUGCGUUCGUGCGCGCGUUCCAUAUUGUGCCGGAAAUUAGAAGGCUACUGACAUGACAGACUUGAAGUGGGGGGACAAAGAGGUCAGGUGUGUGGGUUCAUCUUCAGCAUUAAACUAUGAUCUAUUUCA